Messenger RNA from Sungouiella intermedia, 717 nucleotides. The record is from the annotation of a GenBank genome assembly. NCBI's taxonomy places the organism in Eukaryota, Fungi, Ascomycota, Pichiomycetes, Serinales, Metschnikowiaceae.
AUGUUUCGCUACAUGCCAAAGAAAAUCGGCACCUUCGUUGCUCCAAUGAAGAUGGCCACCAGAACGAGUAUAAUCUCUGUGCACAGAGACACCAAGGAAGACAGCCAGCAGCUCCCCUUUGAGUUCACUGCCGAGAACUUGAAGAGAGCCGACGAGAUCAUCGCCAAAUACCCACCUCAGUACAAAAAAGGUGCUUGCAUGCCAUUGUUGGACUUGGGCCAGCGUCAAUUGGGCUUUACCUCCAUCUCGGUAAUGAACUACGUGGCCAAGAUGUUGGACAUGCCUCCUAUGAGAGUGUAUGAGGUUGCCACCUUCUACACCAUGUACAUGAGACACCCAAUGGGUAAGUACAAUGUGCAAGUGUGCACCACCACACCCUGCCAGUUGUGUGGUUCGGACGAGAUCAUGAAGGCUGUGACAGACUUCUUGAAGAUCAAGCCUGGCCAGACCACUCCAGACAAGUUGUUCACUUUGCAGGAGGUUGAGUGUUUGGGUGCUUGUGUCAACGCUCCUAUGCUUGCCAUUAACGAUGAUUUCCACGAGGAUUUGACUGCCGAGAAGACGGUGGAGAUCUUGCAGACCUUGAAGGACGGCAAGCCAUUGAAACAGAUUGGUCCAGUUUCCGGCAGACACUCUUGCGAGCCAUUUAGUGGUAGAAAUGUGUUGAAGAGUGCUGAACCUAACGACAUCCGUAAGUUCACCAGAUCCGACUUGUAG